Haliotis rubra (blacklip abalone) is the source of this 354-nucleotide messenger RNA. The record is from the annotation of a RefSeq genome assembly. Lineage: Eukaryota; Metazoa; Mollusca; Gastropoda; Lepetellida; Haliotidae.
AUGACAGCAAUCUUUACACUAUCUUCUCUAGCCCUGGUCAUCUCUUCGGUCUUAAUAGUGGUCGCAUGAACACUAGCCAAGCGAUCCCAGAUAGACCGGGAAAAAAUAUCCCCAUUUGAAUGUGGCUUCGACCCAAUGAGCUCUGCCCGUCUUCCCUUUUCUCUCCGAUUCUUCCUCCUAGCGGUAAUUUUCCUCAUCUUUGAUGUAGAAAUUGUUCUAUUAUUCCCGGCCAUUACAAAAAUAAUGGCCGCUACAGAUCUUGUCUCCUCCGCCGGGGUUCUUUGCUUUCUUCUUAUCUUAAUCCUAGGUUUAUUCCACGAAUGGAACGAAGGCUCCUUAAAUUGAAUAGAAUAA